Molecule: messenger RNA, 297 nt
Organism: Spirometra erinaceieuropaei
Lineage: Eukaryota; Metazoa; Platyhelminthes; Cestoda; Diphyllobothriidea; Diphyllobothriidae
Source: the annotation of a GenBank genome assembly
AUGCAACAGGAGAAACACAGUUUCGCCCUUGGGGAAGCAGGCGUCCUCGGUCGAACCCAUGACAAGAUGGCUAUGCUGGUGCUCGAAAGCCGGUCCUCAGUUGGCACAAUCAACAGGGCUAUUGAUCUUCAUCCGGCCUACCAGGCGCUACAUACAAGGAUUCAGUCAGUCCUGACGGAGCCGACGGUACUGGCAAGCGAGUCGCGGCUCCUCCACAGCAGGGAAAAGCGCCAGUCAGAGGUCACACGACCAACGCGAGACAUCGCCCCACCGGCACAUCCAAACAGCCUAGCGUGA